Mercenaria mercenaria is the source of this 2390-nucleotide messenger RNA. RefSeq lists its product as uncharacterized. The record is from RefSeq and is a predicted model, not a curated record. NCBI's taxonomy places the organism in Eukaryota, Metazoa, Mollusca, Bivalvia, Venerida, Veneridae. Gene Ontology annotation, cellular component: extracellular region. Bases 70 to 2268 code for a protein of 732 amino acids. Gene Ontology annotation, molecular function: chitin binding. The transcript has 10 exons.
CCCACUUCUCUAUCUUCCGACCACUACUUUACUUCAACCUGGUCGAUCACUACUGGGAAAUAACUUAUUAUGAUUUUAAAAAUUAUCGCCUCUCUUUGUGUGUGUCUGGGGAUCGGAUACAGUCAGCGUGUAGACUUGACGCGAAAAGAGGAGAGCAAUGGACCGGAAGUGGUUGAUGCCGUUAUUAACAUUUUGCGCCGUUCGUGCAUAUUUCCAGACGACAUGCUAUAUCUACGGCGAGUAGCCUACACCGACACAAAGGACGGUUUAGAUAAAUUCACAUAUGUGAUCAAUUAUAAUGGGGGCAUUUGGCACAUCGAUGAGACAGAUUUCAACAAGACCAGAACGGACCCUUUACUGAAGUCUUACCGCGAUGAAAUCUCCAAAUCCCUAUACAUAAACUGGAAUGCAGUCACCUACAGUGACCUCAGAAAACCACUCUAUUCUGCCAUAGCGACAGAACUAUCCACCAUUCUGAAAACUGGAAGCGGAAGUUUUCCUUUAACAGUUGACCGGCAGGCUGACCUUUGGUCAAAUAAAGGAGCCAAAGAUUUAGACGUCUUUGUGAAUGCCGUGAAAGAAUUAGAGAAAGGAUCUCCUCUGAAAAAGAACCUAGACAUUGUGUUCCUUCUCGAUAGCAGUGCCAGCAUGACAGAAGCAGACUUUAACAAAUCUAAAGACUUCGUGAAAAACUUCAUAUCUGAACUAGACGUAGAUAAUGGCUUGGCGCGGGUUGCAGUUGUCGAGUUCAGUACAGUUGUGUACAAUAUUGUUGCCCUGGACAACAACAUGACAGGUACCCAGCUUCGUGAAGCAAUAGCCAAAAUUUCGUACCAACCAGGAGGAACUAACACAUUUGACGCCCUACAGUAUAUACAAGAGCACAUACUUACGGUAAAGACAGGGUCAAGGUCAAAUGCUGCCAAGGUCGUUGUCUUAGUAACGGAUGGAAAAUCAGCCGACAAUGUUGCCACGAUAAAAGAUGCCCAAUCUCUGCGUGGUUCAGGGGUAACAAUUUUCGCUGUUGGGGUUGGAGCUCUCAUUGAUAAGCGUGAACUAUCACUAGUGGUGAGUGAACCAAGCUGUGCCCACCUGCAGACGGUUGGCAACUAUACCACCUUACCAGCAGAUAGUCAUAGUAGCGCGCACCUUGCAGUUAAAGCACCGGUCAUGUUAAAGCCUGGUACCUACGAGUUUAACUGCUCGUCUGACAUCACUGCUGUCAUCAUGGCAACAAGUAGUCCUAAAACGAUCGAGGUAACAACAAAAGAUGGCGCACUGGAUGUUUAUGGUUCCGGUUCCACAGCAUUUAUUCCCAACUCCGCCAUCUUUAGCUUCAACGAAACGGUAACGACAGAGGUACCAGUCGAUAUUUACGUCAGAGAUGGGUCACAGAUAAUACUAGCUUUCCGAAAUGGCGGUUGUCAGUCGAACUUUCGGGUAAACAUUGUAAUUGGAGAUCAUAUUCAAACAGGCAAUAAUAAGAUAUGUAUUGAAGCGGGCCUGGUCGGCCGGUGUAGCCAGAAGGAUCUUGUAGACAGUCCAUUUAUCAUUAAGGGAACACCAGAUCCUACUUUGCCGAAUGUAUGUGGCAAAAGUGAUUCUUUUACGGCACCAUAUCCUGGAAAAACUGACAGAUACCUCAUUUGCGACUCUGGUCGUCUGAUUGCCGUGUAUUGCAUGCCGUCCCAGAGGUUCGAUCCAUUAUUGUUACUGUGUGUGCAUACAACGGAAAUCAGCACUACAUCCACAUCUACAACAAUUCGAGCACCGACAAAACAACAGGCGCAGACGGCCGCUCAUGUUCGAACCACCACCCCUGUACUAAUACCAACAGUGCCACCAAAGACCUUCGAAAAUCCAUGUACACACGAACAUAUCUCCCAGGGCUCCUUCUUAUGGCCAUACCCUGGGGACGAUAGGAAGUUCAUCAAGUGUGGCAUAUUUGCUGCCGCCGGUACAGUGUUUGACUGCGGUGAGCACAAGUACUAUUCUUCGACCGUUCAUACGUGUCUCUAUAGAGAUGUUGUGGCCAGUUUGUACGGACCUAACGGUGUAACAUAUGACGGUCAUGCUAAUCCAUGUAAGACAAAUUACGCGGGUGAUGUGCAGUACUACCCAUACCCCGGGGAUCCACACAAGUUCAUUCAUUGCGAUGCAUUCGGUGACGCUUUUGUAAAAACCUGCGGUGAUCCGAACGAGGUAUGGGAACCUCAGAUAAACAACUGUAUUCCAGAAGGUUUCCAGUUUCAGACAGGACUCGGCUAAUGUUAAUGAAUAAAAUACGAAUUGUGUAUAUUUGUUUUAUUAUGAAGGACAGUUUUUGUAAGGUUGAAUUAAAUGUAUAAGUCUCAUAACUGUAGGGAAAAAUGAAAUAAAUCUAAACUUGA